Molecule: messenger RNA, 781 nt
Organism: Cydia strobilella
Lineage: Eukaryota; Metazoa; Arthropoda; Insecta; Lepidoptera; Tortricidae
Exons: 3
Coding region: 154-771 (205 amino acids)
Molecular function (GO): transmembrane monodehydroascorbate reductase activity; heme binding
Source: RefSeq, a predicted model, not a curated record
GAGGAAAUAGAAACCGAACAUGGCGAAUCGGAUGGUACCAUAACAGUUCAUAGAACUUCAGUUCCAGUUUCGAGUAAUCCCGAAGUAUUAACAACUUCAUCGAUCGCAUAUUUUCACGUACCAUGGAAUUUUGUGCGAUCGUGCUCUAACACAAUGGUGUAUACUCUGAUUGGUGGCAGUUCGUUUGUGACUUUGUGGUUUGGAAUGAAAUCUCCGAGCGAAAUAACGAUUUUUCAGUGGCAUAUUGUGCUUUGCGUGAUAGGGUACCAACUUCUUAUGCCGUAUGCGUUGAUCUGUCUCCAAAGUGACAGCUGGGCGUCAGCGCUGUCGUACACGCACCGUCGCCGCGCCCAUGGGAUAAUGCAACUGCUAGGGUCAAUAUUGGCCUUCGUCGGUUCAGUCAUUAUGUCGUCCCAUAAGACUAUUAACUUCAACACGCUACAUGGAAAGUUCGCUUUGGCGGCCCUCCUCUUCACCAUCGUGAGCUUCGCCAAUGGAGUCUCCUCACUUUAUGCGAGGCAACUACGCCGCUACAUACCUCCAAGAGUUUCCAUGCUCUCGCACACACUAAUUGGCACUUUAGCUUUCUUACUAUCUUCAGUUUGUCUUAUUUACGGAUAUCUGAAACACUCCUUCACAGAUUGGGCAUCGCGGGAAUUUGCUUACGUUCUCAUAACUAUAACUUGUAGUUAUACUUUUUUUAUAUGUUUUUCACCGAUAUAUAUGCUCUCUAGAAUUUUAUUUGAAGCGAUUAAGAACAAGAUAUUUUAGUAAGUAAAUC